This is a messenger RNA of Anolis sagrei ordinatus, 7962 nucleotides long. The record is from RefSeq and is a predicted model, not a curated record. NCBI's taxonomy places the organism in Eukaryota, Metazoa, Chordata, Lepidosauria, Squamata, Anolidae.
AUUCCCGCCAAAACCGAGGGAGGGUGCGACAGUCGCGACUUGGUCCCCGCCCCUCCCCCUCGCGGGGCAGGGACGCUCCAGGAAGCAAAAAAAGCCUUAUUUAUUAUCAUUUUCCCCACUGUUGGCAUGGCAACACAGGCGUACGUUACGGAAUUACAGGCAGCCCAACAACAGUCACAACAGCAGCAACAGUCUCAGCAACAGCCAGCAGCAACGGCAGCCACGGCAGCACCUGUGGUAGUGGCAGCGGCGGCAGCAGCUCAGCAACAGUAUGUGGCAGAAUUGCAAGGGGCGCAACAGCAACAGCCCACACCGAAACAGUAUGUCCCAGAAAUCCCGCCUCCCCAGACACAGGCUCCGCCCACGGGACAGCAAACCCCAACGCCAGCUCCACAGCAGUAUAUUGUGGUAACGGUCUCAGAAGGCUCCAUGAGGCCCAGUGACACAGUUUCAGAGUCCAGCCCAGGUUCCACUGCUACACAAUCCGGGGUACCGACUCAGGUGGUGCAACAAGUCCAGGCUACUCAACAGGUAUGUCAUUCAACCAGAGUCUUGCUGUUCUUAACCGGGGCAUACUUCUUUUGUGUCAUCCUGUUUCAGCGGCUGGUGGUGCAGAGUACUUCACAAGCUAGUAAAGGAGGACCGGUCGCGUUGGCCGUCCACGGUGUACAGCAGGUCCACUCUUCACCUGAGCACUCCCCCGUCCAGAACAGCAGCUCUGCCGCUAAACCGGGACAAGUACAGCAGCUCCAGCUCCACGGAGUCCAGCAAGUGCCUGUUGCACAAGAGAGAUCCGUUGUGCAGACGACCUCCUCCGCUCCCAAAGCCAGCUCAGUGCAACAGCUGGCGGUGCAAGGGCUUCAACAGGUUCACGUCACGCAAGAGAGCACAGACAGUGGCCAUUGUAAGAGCAGUCAGCAGUCGCAGCAUCAGCCGCAGCAAGGAGUGCAGCAAAGCCUCUCCCUAGAGUGCAGCAGCAGCAAUGACAACAGCAGCAGUUUACCCCAGCUGACCAGCUGCUGUUUAUCCAGCUCAGAGCACAGGCUCCACUACAUGCACUCCCUAGAUCCCGCCUCGGAGCAGUGGGUGGAGCUGGUCCGCAUGCUUCCUCAGCCACUCCUCCUGCCACAACAGAAGGUGGUGAUAGAGCAGCUGCCAUUCCUCUCUUCUCAUCACUCCAGUCCUGACCAAAGAGUCAAGAUUCAGAGAGUCCCUCAGGUGCUAGUGUUUGGAACAGCAGCAACAGCACUUAAAGUCCAGCAGCUCCAGCAAGUACCUGUGCAGCAUGUCUAUCCUAACCAGGUGCAGUAUGUGGAAGGAGGAGAUGCCAGCUACACAGCAAGUACCAUACGCUCCAACACGUAUUCUUACUCAGAGACCCCUCUCUACACUCAGAACGCUGGAGCAAACUACUAUGAAUCUCAAGGCACUUCAACACAGGUCUCUACCCCAGCAACCUCCCAGACAGUUGCCAGUAGUGGCUCAGUGCCUAUGUAUGUCUCUGGAGGGCAGAUCAUAACCAAUCCAAGUGGAGGCAGCAGUGCUGGAGGAGGAGGAGGCGGAGGCAGCGGCGGUGGAGGAGGAGGAGGCGGUGCAGGAAAUGGUGGAAGUAGCACUCCUGGUGGUGGAGGAGGCAGUGGCAGCGGCAGUAGUAGCAGUACAGGGACCUAUGUGAUUCAAGGAGGCUACAUGCUGGGAAGUUCAAGCCAGUCCUAUUCACACACCACCCGUGCCUCCCCGGCAACUGUCCAGUGGCUGUUGGAUAACUAUGAGACAGCUGAGGGCGUCAGCCUUCCCCGCAGUACCUUGUACUGCCAUUACCUCCUGCAUUGCCAGGAGCAGAAACUGGAGCCAGUCAACGCAGCAUCCUUUGGCAAGCUGAUCCGCUCGGUGUUUAUGGGUCUCCGUACUCGCCGGCUUGGAACCAGAGGGAAUUCCAAAUACCACUACUAUGGGUUGCGUAUCAAAGCCAACUCCCCAUUGCUUCGGCUCAUGGAGGACCAGCAACACCUGGCCAUGAGGCAACAACCAUUUUCCCAGAAGCAGAGGUUCAAACCCACUCAGAAGAUGGAGGGCAUGACCAAUGGAGUGGCUGUGGGGCAACAGCAGGCCUCUGGGCUCUCUGAUAUCAGUGCCCAAGUGCAACAGUACCAGCAAUUCCUGGACGCUUCUCGUAGCCUGCCUGACUUUGCGGAGAUAGAUCUACAAGGGAAGCCCCUCCCUGAGGGCAUUGGGCCUGAAGAUGUGAAGGCUUUCCAGUUGCUCUAUAGAGAACAUUGUGAGGCCAUUGUUGAUGUGAUGGUCAACCUACAGUUCACCCUGGUGGAGACCCUCUGGAAGACGUUUUGGCGGUACAAUAUGAACCAGCCUAGCGAAGCCACCUCCAUUGUUAUCCAUGAUGAAGCAGAGAAGCGUCUCCCAAAGAGCUGCUUGGUGACCUUGUCCAAGUACGAACCCGUCCUCAAAUGGACAAAGGACUGCGACAACUUGCUGUACCAGGGGCUGGUUGAGGUUCUGAUCCCAGAAGUGCUCCGGCCCAUUCCGAGUGCCUUGACGCAAGCAAUCCGAAAUUUUGCAAAAAGUUUGGAGAGCUGGUUGACAAAUGCCAUGAUGAAUAUUCCGGAAGAGAUGGUCCGCGUGAAGGUGGCAGCAGCAAGUGCCUUUGCCCAGACCCUGCGGCGUUACACCUCCCUGAACCAUCUUGCCCAGGCUGCCCGAGCCGUCUUGCAGAACACGGCUCAGAUUAAUCAGAUGCUGAGCGAUCUCAAUCGGGUGGAUUUUGCAAAUGUCCAGGAGCAGGCCUCGUGGGUGUGUCGGUGUGAGGAUCGUGUGGUGCAACGCCUCGAGCAGGACUUUAAGAUGACUCUGCAGCAGCAGAACUCUCUGGAGCAGUGGGCUGUUUGGCUGGAUGGUGUAGUCAGCCAGGUCCUGAAGCCCUACCAUGGCAGCCCCAGCUUCCCCAAAGCCGCCAAACUCUUUCUCCUCAAGUGGUCCUUUUACAGCUCUAUGGUGAUUCGGGAUCUGACUCUGCGGAGUGCAGCCAGUUUUGGAUCCUUCCAUCUCAUCCGCCUCCUCUACGAUGAGUACAUGUACUACCUGAUAGAGCAUCGUGUGGCUCAGGCCAAGGGCGAGACACCUAUUGCCGUUAUGGGAGAGUUUGCAAACCUGACGAGUUCCUUGAAUCCCUUGGACCCGGAUAAAGAUGAGGAAGAGGAAGAGGAGGAAGAGAGCGACGAGGAGAUGCCCCAGGAGUUGUCUCUCAGCUCCAACGAGUCCAGCAGCUUAACCGCCGACCCCAUGGAGCCGCCACCCUCCAAGCUGGCACGGACAGACGCUCGGGGCAUCUUUGUGCAAGCGCUGCCCUCCAGUUAGAGCUGCUGGAAGGGACCGAUGGCUUCAACGGCCAGCUGGAGGCCAGGGCGCAUCUUGCGCUGUGUUGUGCUGCCCUGCGAUAAAGUUGAGCUAUUCCUGUCUCCGAGUGGUAUGCAACGCGCUUUCAUUUCACACCUCUCCCCACUCCUCAUCUGACCUGUUCCCACCCCUGGGCAGUCCAAAACAAGCCCCUCAGUUAGCAGUGUUCGCUCUACGAACCUCCUGCGGUGGUCCUGUGGGAAUGCUGGGCCUGGCCCUUGCUGCUAGGGCUGUUUGGUCUCUACCUCUUCCAUGCUAUGCUCUGGGUUAUCAGGGGUAGUGAGGAACUGGUUCAGACUUUGUGCCCCUCCUUCCAUGCCCUUUAUCCCUGGCUGCUUUUUCUUCUCAAUGGGAGGGCGGGAGAAUAUCCUUGCCUGGAGUCCAGGGUGAGAGGCUCCACUCAUACUGUGGGGAGUAGAUGAAGCCCAUGCUUUCAAGUUGUAACAUUGGCCCAUGUAGGGCCUUUCAUUUUCUGCCUUUUGGUGAGGAUAAGCAGAUGCACCCUGUCCAGUGAUCCUGAGCAACCAGGUCUACCUGGCUACCCAGAGGAGCCAUUGUGACGGCCACCUGUCUGGUUUGGGGUGAAUGUCACUGUUGUGUGGUGAGGUUUUCCUUGUGUCUGCCUGGGAGUUACCCUCAGUGCUGGCUAUCUCCCUUCAUUUUGUACUUCUGUUGGACACACAGGGUGAGUUUUGAGGUGCUUGGAGUGUUCAGUGUUGGAUUUCAGGUGGCUCAUACUAGCAACAAUUGGGGCAGUUUGGGAAGAAGGUCCUGCAUUCUACUCAUCUCCUCUUCAGCACACUGUAGAUUACUCUGUAACUGUUUUCUGUGGCAGUAGCUGAGCCCACCAGUGGAUCUACCCAGCACAGCGUGUGUAUUGCCCUCAGUUUAUUGAGGGGAGUGAAAUGAUAAUUUGGACAGGAGAGGCUCAGUGUAGUCACAAUUGCACUUCCAAAUUCCCACUCAGCUGCAAUGUGUGCCUAUUAAUUGCGGGCAUGUGCAGGCAUGUGCCACCUAUUGCUUCAUGUUUUAGCAGGCAUAAACAUGAAGAGCAAGGCAUCUAAAAGCAGUUAAGUGGCCCAGCAAGCAGGGCCUCUUGUGAGAUGAGCAAGAGCUCUAAGCCUUCAGUAUCAUGGCCUGACAAGUCCAAGUUUGUAACUGAGGUCAUUCUGAAAUCACCAGGUACUUGAGCAUAAAUGGUGCAGAAUUUAUUCCCCCAAGAGCUCAUCCUGAGCCACUGCUAAGUAUAGAAGGAAAAUGAACCCCACCAAAAAAAAGUCCAACUUUGCAAAUGCUGCACACCUGUUUGGCUUAUCCUACUGCCCUCCUUCUUCUGGUUCCUUCAGAGUUUCUCUGCUGUUUUGAGUGUUCAUUUGCUUGUUUUGUACACAAUGCCGAGCCUCUUGGUACUCCUGCUGAGUGGUGGUAUGUCUAAUGCUUGCAGCUCUUGGACAGAUUUCAGCUCCGUGUUAAGAGAAGUUAGGCAAUCCUCCUGCUCUUAGUCCAAAGGCAAGCUAGUUGAUCCUUUUGAACUCAGCCAGUGAGGCCAGGCUCUGUAACUAGGGCGAGAUACAAUCCAUGCAGCUUUGCAUCCAUUGUUCGUUGUUCCCACAUGAGCUCUCAGAUAAUUGUGUGCUCCCAUUCUGCCCAUGCCAGGUCAUCUUUCUACACAGUCAUACAGCUGAUAACUUUGAACAGCCUUUUUUGGCAUAUAGCAUUGAAGCAUUAUUGUACUGGCUUGAAUCAAGCAUGGCUAACCCCAUCUCAUCCCCCCAAAUGCUCUGCUUCUUGAAGUCUUCAGAUGCCACUGAAAAUGCAACUUGCCUUUGCAGUGCAAGAGGGGAGAACCCUGACCCAUUACACAGAGGCAUUCCUACUGCUGAUAUCUCAACUAAGGUCAUUACAAUGCUAGCAAGAGCAGGAUAGGAUAGGGCUAGUCCUCCCUGAAGUGCUUGGGAGUCCAAAGAUUGCCUGUUAACAUUGCAGGAAGAUGGCACUCAACUGUGUACAACCCACCUUUGGCUGCACUACAGGGUGGCAAGGCUGAAGGAUUUAGACAAGCCCAGUGGAAGUCAGUGGCAUCAUGAGAAGAAAGAAAGGAGUGGAGCAGAAACAUGUCCAGGGUCAACAUCAGUCGUGGUUGCAAGUAUACCAAGGCUCAUAGCCUACAAGAGUGGCUGCGUCCUCACCUUUUGAAGUAUUUGUAGCAGAGCAUGGCUCUCCAGUAGCAGUUGUAGGUUCAUUCCCCAGCUAGGCUGAAUUACUAUAGGUUGCAGUCCUGACCUUAGCAUAUUGACCUGCCAAAGUCUAGAGGUGGGGCUCAAAAAACAGUGUAACAAUCUAUUUCCUCAUUGCUGGCUUUCAGGGUCCUUUUCCUGAGCACUAGGACUGGCCUCCUUUAAACCCAAACCAAUGACAGGAUUGCAGACUCCCUGAAAGAAGUUCUCUAUGCAUGGCAACAAGAGGCAGUGCCUGAGUGUCUCUUUAGAGUUGUAGAUGGGUGCCUUCUGAUAGUUAUCCAUCCCUUCUCCUAACACAUUGCAUGAGUUCUUGGACAUGUGUUUCUCCAUCAAUGUUCUCAAAUGGCAGUCUGCUGACUCUUGUGGUCAGCUAGCUUGUCACAUUGAGAGCUCAUUUCUUGUUGGCAUUUUCUGGACAAGAAGCCCCAUAUCCUGAGGCUAUUCACAUGAGGCAGAUUGUCCAUAGCUUUCCCGUGGUCUUUGAGGUUCUUCACUUCACAUCAAACAACCAGAGAACCCACUUGCCCUCUACCCUAGGCAUGAUGGCAUCCUAUCUACAGCUGCAACUGAAUAGCUGGACUGUUAGUUUUAACAACCGCGAUGGCCCAGGGACCCAACUCUUGACCCAGUGGGAGAAUUUUACAGCAUCGGGAUCAGAGACCUGCUUUCUGUGGCUGAUCUUCUGCUGGGGAUAUUCCCUAUCCAGCUGUGAAUGUUACAGCAGAAUGGGCUAAACAGAAUCGUGCCCACUUUUUAAGCUUCUGUAAGAAUAAAAAGCACCCCCAAGUCAAGACUAUAGUAGUGAAGAAAUACUAAAACUUGUAGCUUAGCCAUGAGCCAGUGAAUUUAUCCUGAGGGGAGAAAACAUGCAGGUGCCAACUUUUUAUUUCUUUACUCCUGUAGCAAAAUGCUACCUUGAAAAGAUUUUUGCACAUAAAGCACCUCUUAGUUUUGAAUGCAACAGGUAGGCAGCAUCUUCAAGGUGCCAGUGGGGUAUUUUUUCCGAUUGUUAAGAGGUUUCGUAGCCAUUUCCCAUCAUUGUUUCAGAAAAGCACCUUAGUUACUAUACAUGCCUCUUCUGCCAGUUUCACUCAUGAGACCCAGCAAUGCUUUAUGUUCAGAUGCAAUGUGCUUUGCUUCUACACUACGCUACUCUGGGAUUUCUGAAAUGAGCAUCCAAUUCCAUUGUUGAAUCCAGAUCAGUGGAAUUAUUUCACAUGCCUUGCUUUGUGAAGUGUGUGUGGGUAUGUCUGUCAGUGAAAGAAGGGUGCAUUUCCUGCCCCAACAGGGAGAAGCCAAUGAUCUAGGAAGGGACAGGCUAUAAUCAAGGUUCAAGAAAUAACUAGUUUCUGUCCCAGCAUUUCUGCCCUCCCCACCCUCCCCCAGACCCUGCUCUCUCAAAUGUAUGCAGAUUGGCUUUUAGCUUUAGAGAAAGUCCUAUCUUUGGUAAGGAAAAUGGAUCUAGUUGCUUGCAAAACUUUGCUUUCUGUGAGCUCGCUAUUCCCCCUAUGAACAGCGCAGAAUGCUGGAUCCACCAAUAAUCACAUCGGACUCAACAACAUGAACGAGCUGACCUUUGUAUUUAGUUGCUGCCUUACACAACAACACGCCCCUUUUCCUCUGAACCAGGAUAUUCUCUCUGUCCACCAGCGGAUUGGCUGCAGAGCAGCUAGGGACAGUUAUUAGCAGGCCCCACUCGUUUUGGGUGCGUCAGGCUGGGAAAAGACUAGGCUCGCUGAGAACAUAGUAGCCCUUGGCUUUAAACGGAAAUCAGCCCUUUGUCCCCUCUCUGUGCAAGUAACCAAGCAAAUUGGUUUGGUUACUUCCUGCUUUAGAGAAAAGUAAUCACUCUUUUGGUUUGUAACUGAAUAUUAGAUAUUCUAGUUUUAAACAGAAAAAAAUAUCUGUGCUUUUAUAUGUAAUUACUAAUUCUUGUUCUAUAAACCACCUAAAUAUUGUGAGAUUGGUGAAGAUAAAUUACUUGAUAUUUUUGGGUUUUUCAACCAUCAUGGCCUUAUUUGUUCCAAUUUUUCCAGUGUUUUAAACCUGUGAUAUAGAUGUUUAUUGCAAAAUCUACAUAUUGUAUAAAAUAUAUAUUUUGUGUCAAUCUUUUGUGCGGCGACAGCAGCUUUAGCUGCACUAUAGACUUCAAGUGGAGUUUGAAGAGCUUUGUAGGUGUCCUGGGUCCAUGAGAUGGGCAGUGCCUGUGGUCAGAUGAUGUACGUGUGUGUAGUCUAGAGUGCAAAAGCUGUUUUCUACCUUUUGUAGUUCUUUCUUAAGAAAUAAAUUCAGCCGUGUUCUUUGCCUAGAA